Messenger RNA from Entelurus aequoreus (snake pipefish), 3259 nucleotides. It is a transcript of the gene grwd1, whose product is annotated as glutamate-rich WD repeat containing 1. The record is from RefSeq and is a predicted model, not a curated record. Gene Ontology annotation, molecular function: protein binding. Lineage: Eukaryota; Metazoa; Chordata; Actinopteri; Syngnathiformes; Syngnathidae. The transcript has 7 exons. Bases 41 to 1423 code for a protein of 460 amino acids.
CUUUAAACCACGUGACCGGAAGCAGGGCACCUCGACCAAGAUGUCCGCCGCCGAUAAAGACACGUUCGCCGAGGAAGGAGACGGCAUGGAGGAGCAAGAAGACUCGGCAGACGACGACGAGGGAGUGGACAUGGAAGAGGAGGAAGGUGCAGACGGGGAGACCAAAGUCUACGUGCCCGGCAUUGAGCCUCUUCAGCCGGGGGAGCGUCUGGAGAUGGACCAGUCCGCGUACCGCAUGUACCACGAGUGUCAAACAGGCGCGCCAUGUUUGAGCUUCGACAUCCUGAAAGAUAACAAUGGCGACGGAAGGGAAGACUUUCCUCUCUCUAUGCUGCUGUGUGCCGGCACUCAGGCCGACAAAGCCAUGGCCAACAGACUGCUGAUCAUGCGCAUGCACAACCUUCACGGGACAGAGAAAGCCAAGAAGGAAGAGGACGAGGAAAGCAGCGAGGAAAGCAGCGAGGAAGAGGAUGAGGACGAAGGUGCAAGUAAGAAACCACUGAUGGAGCUGGCCAUGAUGCCUCAUUUUGGAGCCAUCAACAGAGUCCGAGUGACGCGGCGCAGCGAGCAGACGCUGGCCGCCGUCUGGUCGGAGAAGGGGCAGGUGGAAAUAUUUGACCUCCGACCUCAGCUGGAGGCUGUGCACAGUUCUGCCGCCAUGAAGACGUUCAUGCAGCAGCAGAAGGAAGCGACGGCACUUUUCAGCUUCUCGGGUCACAUGACGGAAGGAUACGCCAUCGAUUGGUCGCCGUUGGUGCCUGGUCGUCUUGUCAGCGGCGACUGCAAGAAGAACAUCCACAUGUGGGAGCCGCAGGAGGGCGGAGCUUCCUGGCGUAUCGACCAGCGGCCCUUCAGUUCCCACAGCAAGUCCGUGGAGGACCUGCAGUGGUCGCCCACGGAAGCCACGGUGUUUGCUUCCUGCUCCGUGGAUUGCUCCAUCCGCGUUUGGGACAUCCGAGCCCCGCCCAACUCCAUGCUGGCAGCCAAUGAGGCGCACGCGUCAGACAUCAACGUCAUCAGCUGGAACAGAACGGAGCCCUUCCUCCUGUCGGGGGGGGAUGACGGACUCCUCAAAGUGUGGGACCUGCGGCAGUUUAAGACGGGCAGGCCCGUGGCCACCUUCAAGCAGCACGGCGCCCCCAUCACCUCAGUGGAGUGGAGCCCGGCCGACCCCGGCGUGUUCGCCGCGUCCGGCGCCGACGACGUGGUCAGCCAGUGGGAUCUGUCGGUGGAGUCAUGUGACACCAAGGUGCAGUCAUGUGACACCAAGGUGCAGGACCUGCAUGGUCUGCCCCCCCAGCUGCUCUUCCUGCACCAGGGACAGUCUGACAUCAAGGAGAUCCACUGGCACCCCCAAGUCCCUGGUGUCCUGGUCUCCACCGCCCUCUCUGGGUUCAACGUCUUCAGGACCAUCUCUGUCUAGUACCACUACUACCGCCGUACUACAGGUUCUACCGCCGUACUACAGGUAUUACCGCAGUACUACAAGUACUACCGCCGUACUACAGGUAUUACCGCGGUACUACACGUACUACCGCAGUACCACAGAUACUACUACAGGUACUACCGCCGUACUACAGGUACUACCACCGUACUACCACCGUACUACAGUUGCUACCGCCGUACUACAGGUAUUACCGCAGUACUACCGCAGUACUACAAGUACUACCGCCGUACUACAGGUAUUACCGCAGUACUACCGCAGUACUACAGGAACGGCCGCCGUACCACAGGUGCUACCACAGUACUACAGGUGCUACCGCAGUACUACCGCAGUACUACCGCAGUACUACAUGUACAUGACAUACUUCACUUUUCUACCCAUCUGUCCAUAAGUCCACACACGUCUUUGAAGUACCGCCACAAAUAAAAGCAAGUACUAUGGGGAAAGGCUCGUACUCGUCUACCUUCAAAGUGCACACUCCAUGCUAUAUUUCGGCGCGGUCAUGCUAACUUUAGCAUGCUAACAGCACGUGUCGAGUAGCAGAGUUUGAAAUGAGCUAACACGCUAACAGUUAGCCUAUGUCAAGUACACAGAUAUAUGACAGUAGGCUACACCUGCAAGAUUAGCCACCAUGCUAACGUUAGCAUGGCCACGUUAGCAAGGAGCAUUUUGACCAAACGUUUUCAGCGCCCACAUUUUUCAUCCGAUUCAAAGCAGUGACCUACCAAAACGUUGGUCUCCUUCGCCACACCUGGGCUAUUAUUUGGGUCUAGUCCUCAACUUUCAACAUUUCCAGGAGUUCCACCUUUUACCAGGAUUUUUCUUCCCAUUUGAAAUACAUUUUUCAAACUUUCGCAUUUAUCAAACCCUUCCAAAGUUAAAAUAGCCAACAUGCUAACGUGAGCAUGCUAACAGUUAGCUUACGUCAAGUAGCAAAACAAAUGUGACUGAGGUGUCGUUAGGCUAUAUCUGUAAAAUUAGCGCUAGCAAGGUAGCAUUAGCUAAGAGCAUUUCGACUAAAGAAAUUUUUUUAUCUGAAUCAAAACAUUUAUGUUAGCAAUUUUAGCUAAUUUUGUCAGUAUGCACCUAUCUCGGUCACGUAUUUUGCUUCUUGGCACAUGCUGUUAGCAUGCUAACAGUCAGCCUGUAGGCUAUACCUGGAAAAUUAGAUGACCAAAAAGCUACCGCACUUAUGUUAGCAUGGUAACAUUAGCAAGGAGCAUUUUGACUUUGGAACAAUUUGAAACGGUUAAGAAAUGUUGGAAAUGUGCUAAAAAAGUGUGGAAAUCCUUGAUACGGAAGUUUAUACUUUAAAUGAAAAAUGCUAACAUGCUAAUGCUAGCAAGCGUUUUUAUUGGUGAACCGUAUGAAUCAGAUGAAAACUGUAGCCGUUGAAAACGCACCAAAGUCAAAAUGCUCCUAGCUAAUGUGACCAUGCUAACGUCAGCGUGGUAGCUAAUUUUGCAGGUAUAGCCUACACCUCAGUCAUAUAUUUUGGUAGUUGACGUAAGCAUGUUAGCUAGCUUAGCUAAUUUCAUUGGUAUACACCUCUGUCAUGCAUUUUGGUACUUGAUGUAGGCUAACUGUUAGCAUGCUAACUACUUACUGUAUUUUGACUUGGCAGUUGAAUAUGUACCAUAGUCAAAAUGCUCCUUGCUAAUGUUACCAUGCUAAUGUUAGCAAAGUAGCUUUUUUUCCUCAUCUAGUUUUAGAGGUAUGGCCUACGCCUCAGUCAAAUAUUUUGGUACUUGACGUAAACUAACUGUUAGUAUGUUAGCUAGCUUAGCUAAUUUAAUUGGUAUACACCCAAGUCAU